CGCCGGCGAAGUCUGGCGGCAUUUUCUGCAAGGGGCAGGCGGGCAGAGUCUUUUCACGGGGAACUUGGCGGCUUUGCGAAAAACGCUGCUGGAGGAAACGCUCCGGAAUCCGUGCAGGAGAGAAAUUCUCACUAUGGCGGACCUAGGAAAGAAAGGCUGGAGUCAUGGUUACCGAAAAACGGGUUCUCACUGGCAUCUUCUCUCGAAAAGCGGCAUUCUGGCCAAACUGACGACGACCCACGAGAAGCGGCUGUCACACGCGAGGGGCAACGGAACCGCGGGAGUUCACCGUCGGCCCGGAAAGUAUGUCCGGCCUUCUGGAGUGACUUCGGCAUCUCUCGACAGAUCCGCGUCCUUCGCGGAGCGAAACAGUGCAAUUACCCGGGAAAACCGAUUCCUGGAGGCAGUCUGUGAGACAGACGUUUGCAAGAAGGGGGUUCGCCGACAUCCUCGCCCGAACUCUGGGCGUUCCACCGCGAAAGACGCCCGUGUAGGAAGGCGAAGAAUCCUAUUAGCCAGAAGAGACAGCCUGGGAAAAACCCUGGGUUCUUCCUCUCGGAAUGCAUCUACAAGUGUUGAACUGACGGAGUCAACGGUCCACAUUUGGCGGCCACGCGCACUUGCGGCGUCUCCCGGGUGUAUGUACUGCUCAGACCUGCGCGCCUCCGGUGCUUGCGUUGGGCAGCUGCGAACGGAGAGGCGCGAAAUCGCCUUUGUCUGACUUUCGACCCGGCUUUUUCUCUUCGCCUUCGUUCGCUUUCCCGCCUUUUCUGCCUUCCCCCCCCCAUUUACCUUCUGGAACCUUCGGGGCGCCAUGGCUUUUUCCGGUCUCGCGGCGAUGGCCUCCCCGCCGGCCGCCACCCGCGCUCAACUCGUCUCGCGUCGAUUCCUUUCUGGCCGUCUCGCCUGCCCCAGCGCCGUCUCUCUCACUUCGGGAGCGCCUUUCUCGUUCGCAGGCGCAGGUCCUUUCUCACGAUGCAGCAUCCUCACUAGAAACCCAGCGGCCUCCCCCUCCUGCCUUUCCAUACAGACACGCUUCCUCGGCAACAGGGCAACUGGACCUCAAUUUGAUAUCCUGGACCCCAAAAGCAUCAAUCUGCGCGAGGAGGCGCGCUACGUCUGCCGCCUCUUCUCCGUUCCGACACUGAACUACCUCGACUUCAAGCAGGGGUGCUCGUCGUUGCGAGUUUUUCUUUUCCUCGCCAUGAUGGCUGGCAUCUCUCUCGACCUGCUUCUCUUCCAUCCCCCCAAAUCUUCCUACUGGAACCGCUUCCACCUCCACCGCUUGCCGCUGAACGCAGAACGUCUGUUGUUUCCGGGGAAAGGCAAUGUUUAUGAGUACACGAAGAAUGGCACCAAAGUCGAUCCGGACACAGGCGCAGUCGCGACCGAAGCGUGCGCCUCCUUCUUGAAGCUGAUGUACGGCGUCUCUCUUUAGAGUUGCAGAAAGAGACAACCACGAAGGCGGAGAAGCCUGGACGGAGCCCUGGCAAGUGACGAGUGACCGCGGCUUCUGCACAGAGCGCAGAACUCCCUUCACAGAGAGAGCAGGAACGGAACGACACGGCGAAAGCUACAACAAAACGUCGACCUGGAAGGCGAAGAGACCAGCAAAAGCCGCGAGUCGAGGAAAGGAGAAGCAACGAGACAAGAGCAUCCGGGAAUUAGAGGAGGGGGAAAAACGAACAUAUUCGGUGGGGACAGGAUGUAGGGGAGAGAAAAUGAGGAUUUGUUGUUGUGGAGGAAACUCGUUCUGUUCAGAACCGCGUUUCGCCAGGCCCAUUUCGUUUGUUCAAUUCGUCUUCAAGCAAAGAAGCGCCGAGGUCUCUUCGUUCUUUCUUCUUCUCUCUUGCCGUUCUUCUUCUCUGUCUCUCCUUUCUUCGAGCUCCAUCCAUUCUUCUUUCUCCUUCCUUCUUUCUCUCUUCUUUCUCCUUUUUCUUCUCUCUUCUCUCUAUAUGCUCUCAUCUCUUUUCGUUCCUCUUCACUCUCUCCUCUUUUCUCUCUUUCUUCUCUUUUCUUCCCAAUCGAUCCAUCGAGCGCUUAACGAUGUAGUCUUCGAAUGUUUUCUAGUUUACCUGACAAAACAUACUCACUGUCGUUCGGUGGCAGUCACAGACGCUUGCGCCAUUCCGCAGUGCAUCCAGUUGCUUAACCACGC
Toxoplasma gondii ME49 is the source of this 2158-nucleotide messenger RNA. RefSeq lists its product as hypothetical. NCBI's taxonomy places the organism in Eukaryota, Apicomplexa, Conoidasida, Eucoccidiorida, Sarcocystidae. Bases 815 to 1438 code for a protein of 207 amino acids. The record is from RefSeq and is a predicted model, not a curated record. The transcript has 3 exons.